AUGGAGCGGGAAGGCGGCAACCGCAGUCUCUUCUUCCGCGGUCUCCAGAACCGCUCCCACGAGAAGAUAAAGCUGCGAAAGAGAAAAUCAGUCUUAUACCUCAGUGCCCAGGAGGCAAGCGCCGGACACCGCUGGGAUCUUCUUGGUGAAAACAUUUAUCUGGUCUUGUUUACCAUAGCUCUAAGAAUAUUUAAUUGCUUUUUAGUACAGACAAGUUUUGUUCCAGAUGAAUAUUGGCAAUCUCUUGAAGUUGCACAUCACAUGGUUUUUAAUUAUGGCUAUUUGACCUGGGAAUGGACAGAAAGAUUGAGGGGUUACACUUACCCCUUAAUCUUUGCAAGCAUUUAUAAGAUUCUGGAUCUCUUGGAGAAAGAUAGUGUUCAGAUGCUGAUUUGGGUUCCUAGACUUGUACAAGCACUACUGUCAGCUAUAGCAGAUGUGAAGCUUUACUCAUUAAUGAAGCAACUGGAAAAUCAGGAGGUAGCAAGAUGUGUGUUUUUUUGCCAGUUGUGCUCUUGGUUCACAUGGUAUUGCUGUACCAGAACUCUCACAAAUACCUUGGAAACAGUUCUCACUAUCAUUGCUCUUUUCUACUAUCCUUUGGAAGGUUCAAAGUCUAUUAACAGAGUCAAGUACUCAUCCCUGGUGGCACUUGCCUUCGUAAUUCGUCCCACAGCUAUCAUUCCAUGGAUGCCUUUACUCUUCAGGCAUUUCUGGCAGGAACAUAGAAAGGUUGAUCUUAUUCUACAUAAUUUUUUACUUGUAGGAUUUAUCACUUUGGGUUUGUCUCUGGGGAUUGAUAGAUUUUUUUUCGGUCAAUGGACUUUGGUUCAGUUUAACUUUUUGAAAUUUAAUGUGCUGCAAAAUCUGGGAACAUUUUAUGGUUCUCAUCCAUGGCACUGGUACUUCAGUCAAGGAUUUCCUGUUGUCUUGGGUACUCACUUACCCUUCUUUAUUCAUGGCUGCUUUCUAGCCCCAAAGAGGUACCGGAUACUUUUGGUGACGGUGCUGUGGACAGUGUUUGUUUACAGCCUCUUGAGCCACAAAGAAUUCAGGUUUAUCUAUCCAGUUUUACCAUUUUGUAUGGUGUUCUGUGGACACUCACUAAACCACUUGAAAAUGUGGAAGAAACCAGCUUUAAGUUUCCUGUUUUUAUCAAAUAUGCUCCUCGCCCUCUACACCGGGUUAGUUCAUCAACGAGGUACCCUUGAUGUUAUGAGUCACAUUCAAGAACUCUGCCACAACAGUCAUAAUGAAUCUUCAGCUUCAGUGUUCAUAAUGAUGCCUUGCCACUCUACUCCUUAUUACAGCCAUGUUCAUUGCCCACUCCCAAUGAGAUUUCUCCAGUGCCCCCCAGACCUGACAGGAAAAAGUCAUUAUCUUGAUGAAGCAGAUAUAUUUUACCUAAAUCCCUUACACUGGUUAUAUAAAGAGUUUCACAAUGAUUCAUCAUUGCCUACUCACUUGAUCAUCUUCAGUGUUUUGGAGGAGGAAUUAAGUACUUUUCUCAUUUCAAGCAACUAUGAGAGAACUGCUGUGAUAUUCCAUACUCACUUGCCAGAAGGUCGAAUUGGGAGUCACAUACACAUCUAUAAGCAGAAGUUAAAAGGAAAACUCAACCAAUGAAAUUCUGUACUGUGCUUAGAUCUUUCCCAGAGAAACUGACAUUGCUGGGUAGAAAUAUUCAGAUCCUACUCAGAUACUUCAGUAAACACUGGGUAAGAUACAUGAAACUAGCACAAAACUACUGUGAAUAGCUUUACCAAAUAGCACUACUGAGGAAAUACACAAAAUAUCACAAAGUAUAAAAUCACAAGGUGAUUGAUUCAAUGCCAGAUUUUAAAUAAAGACCUUUAGUUUUCCU
Molecule: messenger RNA, 1864 nt
Organism: Orycteropus afer afer
Lineage: Eukaryota; Metazoa; Chordata; Mammalia; Tubulidentata; Orycteropodidae
Gene: PIGB
Product: phosphatidylinositol glycan anchor biosynthesis class B
Biological process (GO): GPI anchor biosynthetic process
Cellular component (GO): endoplasmic reticulum membrane
Molecular function (GO): alpha-1,2-mannosyltransferase activity
Source: RefSeq, a predicted model, not a curated record